Neltuma alba is the source of this 1530-nucleotide messenger RNA. Its product is annotated as cytochrome P450 72A68-like. Gene Ontology annotation, molecular function: heme binding; monooxygenase activity; iron ion binding. The record is from RefSeq and is a predicted model, not a curated record. Lineage: Eukaryota; Viridiplantae; Streptophyta; Magnoliopsida; Fabales; Fabaceae. The transcript is spliced from 5 exons. The coding region runs from base 1 to 1530 and encodes 509 amino acids.
AUGGCGGUGAUAGGCGGAGGAUGGUGGGUUUGGAAGAUGGCGAAGUGGGUGUGGGUGGAUCCGAAGAAGAUGGAGAGGCGUCUGAGAGAGGAAGGUCUUAGGGGCCAUCCUUAUCGAUUCUGGGUGGGUGACCUCACCAGAAUGGCCAACAUGCAGAAACAAGCUACGUCCAGCCCUUUGCCUUCUCAUUCCCAUGACGUGAUCUCUCGCGUCUUGCCCUUCGACCACCACUUGGUUACCAGACACGGAAAGAAUCCAUUCAUGUGGUACGGACCGACACCGAGGUUGAUCCUUACGGAUCCUGAGCUCAACAAAAAUGUGCUCAACAAUAACUACGACUUUGUAAAACUUCCCGUGAUUUCUGUUAUCAAAUAUCUAUCAGCUGGCAUUGCAAGCUACAAUGGCGACAAGUGGGCUAACCACAGGAAGAUUAUCAAUCCGGCAUUCAUUUUGGAAAAACUGAAGACUCUGAUUCCAAUCACUUGCCAAAGUUGUAAUGAGAUGAUCAACAAAUGGGAGAACAUGCUGUCCCCAACAGAUGGAACUUGUGAAGUGGAUGUCUUGCCCUGGCUCAAGGGUUUGACAAAGGAAGUGAUUUCUCGAGCAGCAUUUGGAAGCAGCUACGAAGAAGGCAGACAAAUAUUUGAUAUUCUAUCAGAACAAACUGAACUUGUAGCCAAUAACUUACAGAAACAUCGCAUUCCAUUAUGGAGGUUUCUACCAACUAAGGAUAAUAAGAGGAUGAAGCAAAAUGAAAGAAACAUGGAAGCUUCACUAGAGUGCAUUAUCAACAAAAAGAAGGAAGCCAUGCAGGCACGUCAAGCCACAAAGGAUGACCUACUAGGCAUACUUCUAGAAUCCAAUCAAAAGGAGAUUGAAGAACAAGGGAACAAGAAGAAUGUCGGGUUGAGUAUCAAAGAUGUGAUUGGUGAGUGCAAGUUGUUUUACCUGGCUGGCCAAGAAACCAUUUCUUCUUUACUAGUUUGGACUAUGAUGCUAUUGAGCAUGUAUCCUGAUUGGCAAGCACGUGCGAGGGAAGAAGUCCUGCAAGUCUUUGGCAAUCAAAAACCAGACUUUGAUGCGCUAAGUCGCCUUAAGAUUGUGACAAUGAUCAUGUACGAGGCUUUGAGGUUAUAUCCACCAAUAGCAUGGGCGGAGCGGUGUACUGAAAAAGACAUGAAACUUGGAAAUCUGUCAAUUCCCAAAGGAGUGCGAAUUAGCUUACCAAUAAUUAUGAUGCACCAUGACGAACGCUUCUGGGGAGAUGACGCCAAAGAGUUCAAACCAGACAGAUUUUCUAAAGGAAUCUCAAACGCAUCAAAAGGUAGUUCUGUCGCAUUCUUCCCUUUCGGAUGGGGCCCUCGAAUCUGCAUUGGCCAGAACUUUGCCUUCUUGGAAGCUAAAACGGUUUUUUCUUUGAUUCUGCAACGUUUCUCCUUCGAGCUCUCCCCAACAUAUGCCCAUGCUCCCAUGACGGUCCUCACUCUUCAGCCACAGCAUGGAGUUCAAGUCAUUCUGCACAAAUUGUAA